CACUGAGGUGGAUAAACCGCUCGAGCGCACACACAAGGAGCCCGUACUGCAGGCUCUCUGGACAGAGUUUGCUCCUACUUUACUGCGGCUGCGGGGGAGACCUACGGACCGCGGAAAAGGAUCCGUUGGACAAUCAGGAGAAGAGAAGGAGCACGGUCUGCAGAUAAACCAUUGUCUUCAACUCAGCAAGCCUGGAGGGUCUCCUUGUCCAGGAGAGUGCUGCUGCAGCAUUUUUCUUCUAACAAAGGAGAGAGGAACUGUAGCUGAUUUGCAGCCAUGCACUGCUUAAGAACUACAGUUGUAAGGCUUUGGCCUUUAACAGCUGUAAAGAUGGCCCAAAGCCUUUCAACACGCCUGGCAGUCGAAGGGGGCUUAAGGACGUUUCAGCCCGUGAGGCACCUAAAUGCACCUCUAGCCUCUGAACCCUUUCUUAAUGGCACCAGCUCUAACUACAUGGAGGAAAUGUACUACGCAUGGCUGGAGAAUCCAAAAAGUGUGCACAAGUCCUGGGAUACAUUUUUCCGUAAUGCCAGUGCCGGGGCUCCACCUGGUGCAGCCUAUCAGAGCCUGCCAUCCCUCAGUAGGACUCCCGAAAGACUGAACAGUGUUCAGGCAGUGGUGGGGACUCAACCCAAUGUGGAGAAGCUUGUGGAGGAUCAUCUGGCAGUACAUUCACUUAUUCGAGCAUAUCAGGUACGAGGGCAUCACAUAGCCAAGCUGGACCCCCUGGACAUUAGCUGUGUAAACUUUGAUGACGCCCCCUGUACUGUUGGUUUCCAGAAUGUUGGCAUUUAUGGGCUGGCUGAAAGUGACUUGGACAAGGUGUUCCGGCUUCCCACCACCACCUUCAUUGGUGGGAAUGAAAGUGCUCUGCCACUUAGAGAGAUCAUACACCGGCUUGAGAUGGCCUACUGUCAACAUAUCGGUGUAGAGUUUAUGUUUAUUAAUGACAUGGAACAGUGUCAAUGGAUCAGACAGAAGUUUGAGACCCCAGGAGUCAUGCAGUGCACUCUGGAGGAGAAGAGGAUCCUGCUAGCCAGAAUGAUCCAGUCAACCAGGUUUGAGGAAUUUCUCCAAAGGAAGUGGUCUUCAGAGAAGCGCUUUGGCCUGGAAGGGUGUGAGUCACUCAUCCCAGCCCUGAAGACCAUCAUCGACAAAUCCAGUCAGAGCGGAGUGGAGAGUGUAAUCAUGGGAAUGCCGCACAGAGGCAGACUGAAUGUACUGGCAAAUGUGAUCCGGAAGGAGCUGGAACAGAUCUUUUGUCAAUUUGACUCUAAGUUAGAGGCUACGGAUGAGGGUUCUGGUGAUGUGAAAUAUCACUUGGGGAUGUAUCACAGGAGGAUGAACCAGGUCAGCAACAAGUACAUCACAUUGUCUCUCAUGGCAAACCCAUCCCACUUGGAGGCUGUUGACCCAGUGGUGCAGGGAAAGACCAAAGCUGAGCAGUUCUACUGUGGAGACACUGAGGGGAAGAGAGUGAUGUCUAUUCUCCUUCACGGCGAUGCUGCAUUUGCAGGUCAGGGUAUUGUGUAUGAAACGUUUCACCUGUCUGACCUGCCGUCCUACACCACACAUGGUACCAUACACGUGGUGGUCAACAACCAGAUUGGUUUCACCACAGAUCCCAGGAUGGCUCGUUCAUCUCCGUACCCGACAGAUGUAGCUCGAGUGGUUAACGCACCUAUCUUUCACGUUAAUGCAGAUGAUCCAGAGGCUGUGAUGUAUGUCUGCAAAGUUGCAGCUGAAUGGAGGAACACAUUCCAUAAGGAUGUUGUUGUAGACCUGGUGUGUUACCGACGUAAUGGCCAUAAUGAGAUGGAUGAGCCCAUGUUCACACAGCCGCUAAUGUACAAGCGCAUCAAGAAGCAGAAAGGAGUCCUGCAGAAAUAUGCUGAAAAAGUCAUUGCUGAAGGAGUUGUCACAACUCAGGAAUACGAGGAGGAAGUAUCCAGAUAUGACAAAAUCUGUGAGAAAGCGUACACUCGCUCCAAAGAUGAAAAGAUCCUACACAUUAAGCACUGGCUGGACUCACCCUGGCCUGGUUUUUUCACAUUGGAGGGUCAGCCUAGAAGCAUGAGCUGUCCUUCAACUGGCAUCAGUGAACAAGAGCUCAGCCACAUUGGCAACAUUGCUGCUUCUGUCCCAGUGGAAGAUUUCACUAUACAUGGAGGGUUGAGUCGUAUCAUAAAGGGACGUGCUAAUAUGGUGAGCCAGCGAGUGUGCGACUGGGCUCUUGGGGAGUAUAUGGCCUUUGGCUCUCUGCUCAAGGAGGGGAUCCAUGUACGUCUUAGUGGUCAGGAUGUGGAGAGGGGCACGUUCAGCCAUCGACACCACGUUCUUCACGACCAAAAUGUUGAUAAGAGGAUCUGCAUCCCAAUGAAUUAUAUUUCCCCCGAUCAAGCUCCUUACACCGUGUGCAAUAGCUCUCUAUCUGAGUAUGGAGUGCUAGGUUUUGAAUUAGGCUUUGCUAUGGCCAGUCCCAAUGCACUGGUUCUGUGGGAGGCCCAGUUUGGAGACUUUCACAAUACAGCUCAGUGCAUCAUCGACCAGUUUCUCAGCUCAGGACAGGCCAAGUGGGUCAGACAGAAUGGCAUAGUGCUGUUGCUUCCUCAUGGCAUGGAGGGAAUGGGUCCAGAGCACUCAUCUGCACGCCCUGAAAGAUUUCUACAGAUGUGCAAUGAUGACCAAGAUGUUUUCCCUAAACUCUCUGAAGACUUUGCCAUGCGUCAGCUUUACGACUGUAACUGGAUCGUUGUGAACUGCUCCACUCCUGCAAACUACUUCCACGUGCUCCGCAGGCAGAUCCUGCUUCCCUUCAGGAAGCCGCUCAUAGUGCUGACUCCAAAGUCGUUGUUGCGCCACCCUGAGGCUAAGUCCAGCUUUGAUGAUAUGCUCCCUGGCACACAUUUCAAGCGUCUAAUCCCAGACGAUGGACCCGCAGCCACCAACCCAGAGAAGGUGAAAAGAGUCAUUUUCUGCACUGGCAAGAUUUACUAUGAACUGAACCGGGAAUGCAAGAACAGAGGCAUGGAUCAGACCAUCGCUAUUGUCCGCAUUGAGCAGCUGUCACCAUUCCCCUUUGAUCUGGUAAAAGCAGAGGCUGAUCGCUAUCCAGAUGCCGAUCUGGUUUGGUGCCAAGAAGAGCACAAGAACCACGGCUACUACGGCUAUGUCAAGCCCCGCAUCUGCACCACCGUCAGCCACACACGCCCUGUCUGGUAUGCUGGUCGUGAGCCUGCAGCAGCUCCAGCGACUGGAAACAAGCACACUCACCUGAUGGAGCUGCAGUGUUUACUGGACACAGCACUGAACUGAACCUGCGGAUAUUCUCAGGGAAACACUGAGAUCUCAUUGUGACCUCCUGCCACUCUGGGAUCUAACCUGCCUGCAGAGCUUCAGAGCACCUGAGCUGGCUUUCCCUCCUUGCCAGCAUUUUGCACUGACAUGUUUUUACUUCACUAUAUUUACAUACAACUGUAACAGCAACUGUAACAACAGGUGAAAUCUUCAAACACACAAUGACUCAACACUGUGAUCUGAACAAUCUCAUGUUUACACAACUAGAGAAAACUCUUCUGAUGAGCUUGUAAUGAAUGUGACAAAUUUUAUUUUUAACACUGGAGAAUUUUUAUUUGCUUAUAUUAAAUAAUUAAUCCAGAUAUUGUAAAAAUAAAUUACACCACACAAUCAUCUGCUAAUGAAAUAUUCAAAUAUUAUUGAUGUGUGGUAGAUGGUUUGAGGUGGGACAAUCAGAAAUAUUAAUAAUGCACAUAUUUAAAGGAAGGCAAGGAUUUUUAAACAUAUUAGCUUUCUUUCAUUUGAGCACACCAAUUUGCUACACAGGAGGACACAGAUCUGUCCAACAGAUCUGGACAACAAACCAAAAUAAUGAAUUUGUUUUUAAAUUGAUUUAGAGGUGCUCACUAGGCAUUCUUUACUGCUAAGUGUUGUUCAUAACUUGCUGGCUGUAUGUUCAUAUUUAAUGUAUAGACAUGAGAGUGGUGUACAUUUGAAAGCGAAAAAAAAAAUCCAAAUGUUAAAUUACACAUUUGUUUUAAUGAAUAUGUUCAGCAGUGCCUUUAAACUACAUACAGCAUGAUAAUGGUCAGUGGGACUGAGGGUUCUGCACAAUGUUCCUGCACUAUUCCAGACAGAGAUCUCUGAUGUUCUGCCUGGAAUCUGCUCAAGGUUGUUCCCUAAUGCUUCUAUUACCACUGGGACCACCGGGGACUUUAUUUUCCUGUUUAGUACAAUCUCGUUCAGGCUCUACAAUUUCUUUUUACAAGUUUUUUUUUCUACAAUUUCUGCACUUUUGUAUGAGUUCAUCAUUUACUUAAAACCGACAGUUUAUUAUCUGCAUGUUUCAGAGGGAAGGAUUACAACUCCAGACUUCACACACACAUAUUAAACAGUUCCCUUUUUUAUACA
Molecule: messenger RNA, 4428 nt
Organism: Archocentrus centrarchus (flier cichlid)
Lineage: Eukaryota; Metazoa; Chordata; Actinopteri; Cichliformes; Cichlidae
Gene: ogdhb
Product: oxoglutarate dehydrogenase b
Exons: 23
Coding region: 277-3315 (1012 amino acids)
Biological process (GO): tricarboxylic acid cycle
Cellular component (GO): mitochondrion; oxoglutarate dehydrogenase complex
Molecular function (GO): oxoglutarate dehydrogenase (succinyl-transferring) activity; thiamine pyrophosphate binding
Source: RefSeq, a predicted model, not a curated record